AGAAGGUUAUCGAGAUGCCACAUUUUGUGGCUGGAUGAGCGAUCCAAAUCUCUAUCUUCCAAAUCUUGUGAAGAUAGAGCUGAUGGGCAUGCCAAGGUGCGCACGCCUCCCUUCACUAGGACAGUUAGCAAACCUUGAAGAACUGCACAUUUCAGAUAUGCCUAAUAUUCGAGAAGUGGAUACUAGUUUUUAUGGAGGCAGGGACCCAUUCAGGAAAUUAAGGGAACUUUGUAUUAAUAAGAUGGAGAAUUUGGAGGUGUUGUCCACGAACUUGGAGCUAUCUGCUGGAGAGAUGUCUUGGGAUGAUGAUGAACAGAAGGUGCAAGGAGAUGAAAUAUUUCCACGCCUUGCACACCUCGUUGUUACGGGAUGCCCUAGGUUGACCCUCGGUUCAGCUUUUCAAGGAUACAUAGGGCGUAUAGUUGCAUCAUGCAGUGAGGUAGAACUAUCACCCGGGAUACUCGUUGGAUCUUCACACCUUUUUAGACUUGAAGUGGAAUCAAAUAUCUUUGGCUUCUCUGACGCUUCAGAAUUUCUCCAAUACAGCACCGACUUGAGGAAUUUAACUAUUAAAUCUGACAGUGAUCUGAUCACCUUGCCGGAGAUCAUCCGGAGCUGCCACUCCCUUAGGAGCUUGCAGAUAUUGGACAGUUGUAAUUUUGCGGCACUUCCAGAUUGGUUGGGGGAUCUGGCGUCUCUGGAGGAGCUAGAAGUUCAUUCUGCCAAACUGCAGCGUUUGCCUCACUCCAUCAAGAAUGUAACCUCCUUGAGGACAUUAACCCUUAAGAAGUGCAAUUACAAACUGCGUGAAUGCUGCAGCCGUUUAGGAGAGGACUACGACAAGAUUAAACACAUCAAACAUGUAGAUGCACAUGAGGGCACUAGUUUCGCCAUCGAUUCAUCAAACGACAUGGCUAUUCUGCAAAAGACUACAAGUCACCAGCUUAUUGAACUUAAUAUUGAACAUCUCGAAUAUCUAUCAAGCUCAGAAGCAAACAUAAUUGAAUUGGCGCAAAAAGAGGAGCUCCAAUUUUUAAGUUUGGAGUGGAGUGAGCUUAGUUUGGAGUGGUUCAAUCCAGUGUUCAACAAGGUCGCGUUAGAAGAGCUCCAGCCUCAUCAAAACCUUAAAAGGCUUUGCAUAAAGAACUAUGUUGGUGGUGAUUUUCCUAACUGGUUACGUUUGCUACCAAAUCUUGUAAGAUUGGAGCUUUUCAAUGUUCAAUCUGGUCACCUCCAUCUAGAUUAUUUACAAUCUCUUGAAGCCUUGUAUAUCUCGUCUGUCUCGGUGUUUGAGGUCAUGAAGGCUAGGGCAGAUGUACUGGACCUAUAUGCCAAAUCAUCAAUAUGCAUCUUGAGCACACAGCCAGUGAAAAAUCUCAGAAGAGUUACAAUAGUAAGAGUAGGGAAGUUACUGUGGGAAACAUCGACGUCGCAUUGUAUUGAGCAGAAGGAUGAUAAGAACAUAUUUCAAAGAGAGCAGGAAGGAAGACACAGUGAUACUGGCAGGGAAUCCUCCUACCAGCGCACAUUAUUUCCUAGACUUCAAUAUUUAGAGAUAGACUGUUGUUUGAAUGUAAGAUUCGAACCAUCAAUCCCUUGGAGUGCCAGGUAUAUCAUAUCUGGAAUUAAACAAUAUCCAUUCUUAUUCAAUUGGCCAUCAUUCUACCAAGUCAUGGGGCUAUCAACAUCUGCUUUAUCAUCCAAAAUGGAAAUCAAGUACAUCGAAAAUAUAUCUUCUGACUCCGAUUCUCUUCAACUGCUUGACAUUGAAGAAUUAACUGUUGACAGUUGCAUCGAUCCUGUACCUUUGCCACAGUGCAUUCUAGGCUGGAAAUCCCUCAGGAAGCUAGAGAUAUUGAACUGUAGGGGCAUCGAUGGACUGCCAGAUUGGUUGGGAGAUAUGGCCUCUCUCCGUGAGCUCAAAGUAGAGACCUACUGGAUGAAAACUUUGCCUCCGUGCAUUGAGAGGCUGACCUCUUUGCAUACCUUGACACUAUCACAAUGCACAAAGAGGCUUAAGCAAAGAUGUAGCGAGUCAGGAGAUGAUUGGAGCAAGAUAAAGCACAUUGAGAAUGUGCAAGUAGAGUUGAGACCAUGAAGAGUGUUGGAAACUUGGAAUGCAGUGUUCUAAGAUGGCUGUGGAUCGGAGGCAGUUUAACACACCAACCUGGGCACCUGGAGGACACCACACUGCUUAUGUGACAUACAAUCUCCACUGAUGCAUCCACAUUGGAGAUGAUCCCCCCCCUGGUGCUCUUGUGGUGCUCAGACCUUUUAUUGUUUGAUCUUGUUUGAUUUUGACUGUUGAGACUCUGGAUUUUGUUUCUGGUGCUCCCAUUUCUUUAAUCCACUACCAUCAUUGUAAGCUGUUACCGUA
This is a messenger RNA of Setaria italica (foxtail millet), 2377 nucleotides long. Its product is annotated as disease resistance protein RGA2. The record is from RefSeq and is a predicted model, not a curated record. The transcript has 2 exons. The coding region runs from base 35 to 2098 and encodes 687 amino acids. Lineage: Eukaryota; Viridiplantae; Streptophyta; Magnoliopsida; Poales; Poaceae.